Molecule: messenger RNA, 1902 nt
Organism: Corylus avellana
Lineage: Eukaryota; Viridiplantae; Streptophyta; Magnoliopsida; Fagales; Betulaceae
Source: RefSeq, a predicted model, not a curated record
AUUCUCUCGACUCUCCUCUCACAGACUCUCCACCGUCCUCCUCGCCUCCUUUCUCUGUUACCGCUCCUACCACUCUCCCAGUGCUCCCAACAGCAACCACCACCACCACCGCAGCAACCACACACCUCGACGCCUGGCUGAAGCUGAACGGUUCGUGCCCAGUUUCCAGGAACUUGCCGCUGCCAACCCCGCUGUCCACGCCGCUCUCGGAGGUCGUUUCACUCUCGCAGUAUGCCGCAGAUCGGAGGCGGAGGAGUCAUGUGAGAAUUUACUCAAAAAGUAGUACCCUUCUAUUUGGGUUGCUAACAACCGUGGAUUGGAUACCCAGAAGAACUGUAGAAGAUUUCAAAGUCAAAUCUCAAUUUAUGUCAGCUUGCACAUUAAUUCCAUAGCAGCCGACCUCUCUGCAUUUGCAUUGAAUUAAGGAAUCGAAGUUAUUGUGAGUGACGGAAAAGGAAAAGGAGAAGAUGGAGAUAAACUUGGGAGGACUUGCUUUCGACAUUGAUUUCCAUCCUUCGAAAGAACUCGUAACCACUGGGCUCAUAAAUGGGGACCUUCACCUCUACAGUUAUGCUGCUAAUGCCUUACCGCAGAGGCUGUUGAAAGUUCGCGCACACACCGGGUCUUGCAGAGCUGUUAGAUUCAUUGAAGGCGGAAGUGCAAUUGCAACUUGUUCUACGGACUGCUCAAUUCUGACCACAGAUGUGGAGACUAGAUCACCCAAACUUCGUCUUGAAGAUGCCCACGGUGAUGCAAUCAAUAGAUUGAUAAACUUGGACAAGACAACCAUAGCCACGGGUGACGAUGAAGGGUGUAUCAAGGUGUGGGAUACCAGGCAGCGUUCUUGCUGCAAUUCUUUUGAUGCUCAUUGCGAUUACAUUUCUGAUAUCACUUUUUAUUCUGAGGGCUCCAAAGUCAAACUCUUGGCAACUAGUGGUGAUGGGACACUUUCUGUUUGCGAUCUUCGAAAAAAUAAAGUCCAAGCUCAGUCUGAGUUCUCUGAAGAUGAGUUACUCUCCGUUGUUAUCAUGAAGAAAAAUGGUCGGCAAGAUGAUUGGAAAGUCGUUUGUGGAUCACAAACUGGAACUCUAUUACUGUAUUCAUGGGGAUGCUUCAAGGAUUGCAGUGAUCGCUUUAUUGGUCUCUCUCCGAACUCUAUUGAUGCAUUGUUAAAGCUUGACGAAGAUACAAUCAUCACUGGAUCCGAGAAUGGACUCAUCAGCCUGGUAGGCAUAUUACCCAACAGAAUCAUUCAACCGAUUGCGGAGCACUCAGAGUAUCCCGUGGAGCGCCUUGCUUUUUCAUACGAUAGAAAGUUCCUUGGCAGUAUAGCACAUGAUCAGAUGCUGAAGCUAUGGGAUUUGCAUGAUAUAUUGCAAGGUUCUGGAAAAACUGUACCAAGUCAACCUGCUAACGCAGACAGUGAUAGUGAUGAGAUGAAAAUGGAAACUAGUCUUCCAGAGAAUAAUAAAGGUACCAAGAGAAAAAGUGGAAAUGUUUUUAGCAGUUCAAGCAGUUUUUAUGCAGAUUUGUAGGUGGAUGGUGCCACAGACAUUUUCUUAUUCAUUUCAAGUUCAAUAUAUAAGAAUUUUUACGGAAGAUUUCUUUCAGAAUCCCAUUGUGGCCUUCAGUUCAGUUCGUAUCCUGAUGGCUGAGCAGUGUUUACCAAGACACUUUGGUUGAUCUUUUAUGAGAGGAUUAUGAAGUAUUUAAUUUUGGUGUAUCCUUUUCUUUUUAAGUUUGUAUGUGGGAGGAUCUGAGAGUAUUAUCUUGUGUUUUAUUAUUAUUAUUUUUAUGUUUUUCUGCUUUUUGCCUCCCACAUAAUCCUCUGAGAUAAUAUACUGGCAGAAAUUGUUCUGAGAUAAUACCAUAUUAUGUAAAAUUCUCAUUUUUGAUUCUUAA